GCUUAUCAAGAUAUAGAAGAUGAAGAUUUAUUUAAAGGUGAAGAUUCAAGUGAAGAAGAAGGUGAAAUGAUAAUUCUUGGUUUAACUUUAUUACUUGAAAUACGAUAUUUUGAGCAAAGAACUCAUGUAAUAAAAUCAAAAAAUUGGAGGUGUAAUAUUUUACCAAAUUAUGAUGAUAUCAGAUUUAAAAAAAUAAUGAGAAUGGAUUCUAUAAAUUUUCAAAAGCUAAUAUCAGUAUUAAAUCCUCUCCCAAUUUUUCAAAAUAAUAGUAAUAAUUUACAAGCCUCUGUUGAACUUCAACUUGCAGUUUUUUUAAAAAGGAUUGGUUCUAAAGAAAAUAUUUUUGAAAUAAGUUCAAG
Molecule: messenger RNA, 359 nt
Organism: Funneliformis geosporum
Lineage: Eukaryota; Fungi; Glomeromycota; Glomeromycetes; Glomerales; Glomeraceae
Source: the annotation of a GenBank genome assembly